Messenger RNA from Coccomyxa subellipsoidea C-169, 1197 nucleotides. RefSeq lists its product as hypothetical. The coding region runs from base 204 to 1016 and encodes 270 amino acids. NCBI's taxonomy places the organism in Eukaryota, Viridiplantae, Chlorophyta, Trebouxiophyceae, Coccomyxaceae. The record is from RefSeq and is a predicted model, not a curated record. The transcript is spliced from 3 exons.
GACCGAUCGUUGUUAAUUUGUAUUAGUUCGAGACAUGGUGCUGGAAACUGGCUCUCUGCUCCUUCAUGCUAUCUGGUUGCCAUCACUUAUGAAAUCAAAUCAUAGUCUUUUGUGAAAGCAAUCCACAAAAUAGGUUGUAUUGGCAUUACUUUCUAGUGGCUUGUGCUGUUAGAAUGCCGAUCUGAUCCUCUUCUAAGAAGGAGAUGACAGGAUCUUGCACUCCAGGAUGCCUACAAAAAAUUGCAAUUCUGACUUUAAUUUGCACCAGCAGCCGUAUAAGCGCGGAGAAAAAUGACAGAUUGCACUGCAAAUCACAAGGGCCCUUGAAAGUCCAGGAGGGCAAAUUUCCCUCUUCAGUGCGUCUUCCCUUCUGCCAGCAGUACAGCAACUGCACCUGCUGCGAAAGAAGGCACGCCCAAGCAUUUGGGCUUAAAACCCAAUCAAGUCUGGACGCCGGCUCUUUGUCCGAGGGAUGCAAGGAGAUGACGGCAAAGCUGGCCUGCAGGCUGUGCGAUCCAGAGGUUGGCGUGGGACUGAAAGGGGGAGUGUGCGAAGAGACAUGUGACGCAUGGCAUGAGCUCUGCCGCGAUGAUUUCUUUGAGUACCACUCCCUCUCGAAGGAGCUCAUGCCUUGCAGCGACAACUCGCUGGUCUGCAGCCAGUUGAGAGAGCUUGCAGCCGACGGCGCAGACCUGUGCAGGAAAGCCGGCCUGAGAGUGUCGGGCAGCGGGUCAGGAAAGAAGUGCUUUGACGGCAGCGUGCCUGACUUGUUGGAGACAUGCAAGGCAAAAGCGAAGCCCAGGCCUGACAGAUGGAAGGCGAUUAUGAGCAAAGCCCAGCCUUUGUUGCUUCUUUUGAUGGUUUUGGCUGUAUGUGGGGGCAUCCUGGCGCUGUUCUUCAGUGCCCAUAACAUGCAAUCCACAGCACUUGAGAGGACACAACAGCCAGCUGACUUGCCACCCGCCAGGGCUGCAGGCAUUGCAGCCAUUGAGCGCCACAAUAGAAAACAGUCGUGAUGACAGCAUGCAAGCCCGGUGUCUUCUACCUUUUUCUUCAUUAUCAGUGUGUUACAUCGCAGAUUGAAAGCAUGAGCGUGAACUUCUUAAAUCAACCUUAUUGAAUUGUCUGAGACAAAGCAGCUACCUAUGAGCCAAGAAUCAGAUAGGUACAAGAAGAUCUUUGUAAUAGCGCAGUGAU